Sparassis crispa is the source of this 1224-nucleotide messenger RNA. RefSeq lists its product as hypothetical. The record is from RefSeq and is a predicted model, not a curated record. Bases 1 to 1224 code for a protein of 407 amino acids. Gene Ontology annotation, molecular function: protein dimerization activity. Lineage: Eukaryota; Fungi; Basidiomycota; Agaricomycetes; Polyporales; Sparassidaceae. The transcript is spliced from 5 exons.
AUGGACGACGAUGAAUGGGAGAUAGCGAAACAGCUGUGUGAUGUCCUUAAGCUCUUCAACGACGCAACCUUGUACUUCUUGCACGACACACCUAGCUUACCCAUGAUCAUUCCGGCCAUGGAUAUCAUCGACGAGAAGCUGAUGAAUGACUCUCUCGACUCCGACUAUGAGCCCUGUAUCCGUGCUGCCCUCGGGAUGGUGAAGAAGAUGCUGAAUCGCUACUACAACAAGACUGAUCUUUCCAACGUGUACCACAUCGCAAUGGUGCUACACCCCUCCCACAAACUGCAGUACUUCCGGAAUGCCAGUUGGCAGGCGGAAUGGAUCACGACAGCGAGGGCACUGGUCCGCGAAGAGUAUGACCGUGCUUAUGCGCAAUGUGCGGUGAAUGUCAAGCCUACUCAGAUGAAGCAAUCGGAACACACACCAUCUAGCAACAUGUUCGACAACCUCCUGAACACGAAUGUCUCCAAGGGCGAAGACAAUCGUGAUGAGCUCAAAUGCUAUCUCGAUGCUGACACGGAGUGUGUCGACGGUGACGCACUUGGCUGGUGGUACGCGCGGCACAAGGAGUUCCCUCAUCUAUCGCGGAUGGCCAUGAGUUAUCUUACCAUUCCCGCCACAUCUGUUGACGUUGAGCGCAUCUUCAGCAAGGGGCGCAUAUUGUUACCACAUCUGCAAAAUGGUCUCUCCGCAGAGUCUAUCCGUGCUCUUCUGUGUCUUGCGGAGUGGAGCCGACUGGGGUUUGUACAUGAUACUGAUGUCUUGGCUGUUGUCUCUCUCCCUGAUGUCUUGGCUGUUGUCUCUCUCCCUGAUGUCUUGGCUGUUGUCUCUCUCCCUGAUGUCUUGGCUGUUGUCUCUCUCCCUGAUGUCUUGGCUGUUGUCUCUCUCCCUGAUGUCUUGGCUGUUGUCUCUCUCCCUGAUGUCUUGGCUGUUGUCUCUCUCCCUGAUGUCUUGGCUGUUGUCUCUCUCCCUGAUGUCUUGGCUGUUGUCUCUCUCCCUGAUGUCUUGGCUGUUGUCUCUCUCCCUGAUGUCUUGGCUGUUGUCUCUCUCCCUGAUGUCUUGGCUGUUGUCUCUCUCCCUGAUGUCUUGGCUGUUGUCUCUCUCCCUGAUGUCUUGGCUGUUGUCUCUCUCCCUGAUGUCUUGGCUGUUGUCUCUCUCCCUGAGGCUCAAGAGGAUAAUGAUGGCCUUGAGGAUGGGUGGGAUAACAUUCUUUGGGAUUAG